AUGGCCGCCGGGAGCAUCACCACGAUGCCCGCCCUGCCGGACGCCGGAGGCAGCGGCGCCUUCCCGCCCGGCCACUUCAAGGACCCCAAGCGGCUCUACUGCAAGAACGGGGGCUUCUUCCUGCGCAUCCACCCCGACGGCCGCGUGGACGGGGUGCGCGAGAAGAGCGACCCGCACAUCAAACUACAACUUCAAGCAGAAGAGAGAGGGGUCGUGUCUAUCAAAGGAGUGUGUGCCAACCGCUAUCUCGCUAUGAAGGAGGACGGCCGGUUACUGGCUUCUAAAUGUGUUACAGAUGAGUGUUUCUUUUUUGAACGGUUGGAAUCCAAUAACUACAACACUUACCGGUCAAGGAAGUACUCCAGUUGGUAUGUGGCACUGAAGCGGACCGGGCAGUACAAACUUGGAUCCAAAACAGGACCUGGCCAGAAAGCCAUCCUUUUUCUUCCAAUGUCUGCGAAGAGCUGA
Pipistrellus nathusii (Nathusius's pipistrelle) is the source of this 468-nucleotide messenger RNA. Lineage: Eukaryota; Metazoa; Chordata; Mammalia; Chiroptera; Vespertilionidae. The record is from the annotation of a GenBank genome assembly.